GGGAAUAUGAUCCAGGCUGCGAGAUCUUUUCUCGGUCCUCUCUUGAUGACUCACUUGGGCCCGAAGAUCACGGCUACUUACUUUUGUAAACUUCAAAAGAUCCUCGAAAUCGUCUGCAGAAAUCGGAAUCUGAAGAAGAUGUUAUCAGCCCACGCUGUAGCCCUCACUCGGUUGUAGAUUUCUGCCACCUUCGGUUCGAGGAGGCAGGCACUCAACGCAAGUAUGCCAGCUGUGAAGCAAGCAAAAACCUCCUGGCCCUCCCUCCCACCAAUGAACCUUCGUCAGCGCACUUAUGGUGGCGUUUCACAGUCUCAAACAAUCGCUUCGUCAUGCCACUUUCGUAGAUGGUCUAUCGGUAGGACGAAAUUUUGUUCUGGCAGAGACACUGCAGUCUUUAUAAAUAUGAAUCAGGUGGACGGCCGUAAACAUAUCCGCGGAACCUUGAGUUGGAGACAUAGCGAAGCAAAUAUAACCUGCUCGUAUCGCGUGGAGGUUACUUUCAUACAGCGAGGAAGUUCUUCUGUGAUGUUUUCUUAUGAUCCUGCAAGACAAUGUUGACACUUGGGAGGAAAAUUGAUGGCAACAAUUUGGAUCUACAACCUUUUAAACGACUCGAAGUUGGAAGAAGUUGCUGCUCGAAUCUCCUGUCCUCGGAUUUGAGGGUAAGCAGUUUUGGACACUGAAGUGUCAGGAAAAACAAAACUGGAGAGCGAAACGGGAACAAUAAUCAAUGGAAGGGCACAAGGAAAUAUGGAGAAAGUCUCAAUAGAGUACAAAAUUCAAUCCAGAUUUUCUGGAAAUAAAAUUUCUAUCAAAACCAACUGUUAGGCAAGUGGCUCGGCAAAGCUUAGCCCCAUGAACGAAAAGCCCUGAGGAACUAAAGAUAUUAACAAGCCGUUUGUACAAAUCAUCUGAACCUCUACUCUCAAUCCUAGAAAUCUCGGUUCCAGUUUGCAAAAUAUGAUCCUACAACUUGAAUGGGGCGAGUGCGAGCGAAGCUUUAUGGAAGAUGGAAAGACACACCGAGACAUGAAAGGCGAAGGAGAUUCUGCGGCCCACCACGUCAGAGACAUUCAAAGCGGAAGAAUCAGUUCAAUCAGAGCGCGAGACUGCAGCUCAGAGUGAAGAUUCCCACGAGCUUCGCUCUUCCCUGUCCCUUGGCGCACAGAUAUGGUGGAGGGGCGCUUUCGCUCGGGAGCAAGAGUCGGAGAUUGUCUCUGUCUCUCUCAUUUCAAGUUCCUGUAGACGACGGCGAUGGCAUCAGGUUCCCACAAGUGCCGCCUCCCCUUUCGCAGCAUGGUUUGGGUGGCAAUCUGCUUCCGAAUCUUCUCCAGCACUUCGGGCUCGGCAUUGCGCAGAUCCUUGCCGACGCAGAAUCCCAGCAGCUUCAAAUUCAGCCCAUCCUUCUCCUGGAAGCAGUCCUCAACAUCCAUCCACCGAUUCACACUCACCAUCUCGUGGCACGAGAGCUGCGGAUCCAGUCGAUCCAGCUCGUCCACGAGAAGCACGGAAUUCAGACCUCGCACUCCCAAGCUCCUGUAAACGCCGGCGAUGCCGGCCAGAGACGAGUGCAAAACCACGAUCAGCCCCCAAGCUUCGGGCACCAGGUAAGAAUCGAGAACGAUGCUCAGGCAGCCGCGAGGAAGGUAGUGGAGCGAGUGCGCGAUGAGCACGAUGUCGUAGCGCAUCGGGGGCUUGAACUGCUCGAACGAGCUCUGGUGCAGAAACACGCCCGGGAUCGGAUUCUCGCGCAGCCUGCAGGCGAAUUCCUCGCACUGAUCCGCAUUGGGCUCGACGGCGUCGUAGUGGAUGGGGCGGCUGCCGGGGUGCAGGAGCAGCAGGCUGUUGAUGAACCAGAUGUCGAAUUCCCCAUUGCCCGUGCCCAGACUCAGAACCCUGAGCGGACCUCGAUCGUCGUCCGCCGCUGCUGCCAAUUCGGCUGCUGACAGAAACGCCGGCACCGUCCUCUGCAGAUACGCCAGCCGAUCGCGCUCGGGCCGAGGGCACGCAUUGACGAACGCCUCGUAGCACUCGGCGUAGUACGAUGGCGCCUCGCUCAUCGGCGGCAGCGCUUGGAAGUCCUGUAUGUUCGAAACCUGCCUCCGCAUCGGCGGAUCCAUCUUCUCCGCCCUAAAUCACACCUGCUCCAAAUUCCAAAUCCCCCACCCUAUUCGAUUCGAUUCGCUCCUCGCGAGCAACCCUGCGCGCACAGGGUCGAGCUGAAAAAUGUCCCACAGCUCCUAUGGAUGGAUGGAUCGAUCAAUCAAUCGAUUCCUCGCUAAUUCGCUCGUUCGCUGCUGCGGCUCGCUGGAGGAAAAUUGGCGAGCGUUCUUUGUUCUCGGGGCCGUCGAGGAGUGUCAGCGGGAGCGCAAUUGGAGAGACCGCGGUGUGUGCUGGAGUGGCAUCGGGGAUCGGGAGGACCAUGGUGUGAGUCGAUGCGACUGCGGUGAGGAGAAGGAGGAGAAGAGGACGAGGACGAGGACGAGGACGAGGCAGGAGCUUGAUGAUGAGUCACGGGCGAGAGCCCAUAACGUGGCCGCCAUGGACUGGAGUCCGAGCGAGCGAAGCUGCUGGCAAAAUAUCGCCCCAUGGGACCGUCCGGCUCGCCCCGCCAUCCGGUCGACAUCGCCGACGAGCCGCCGAGGCCCUUGGCGACAGCGGGCGCCCGAAUCUGUGUCGGACGCGGGCUCGCUGUUUUCUCGUCAUUGGCUCCCGUCGAUGUGUCAAACUCGGCACCUGUGCCUGUGGCUGUCUGUCUGAUCCUCACUCGUCGAGGUCCGAGGAUCAAUCGCUCGUCAGCUCCAGUAUUCUUCCGACUCACUCCGAGUUGUCAUAAAUGGCAGUAGUCUGAUUAAUGCCUUGCCAGGAAUUCGGGCAUGCCUUUCGUGUCCUGAGAAUUUGAGUACUCGCUCGCUCCCUCGCUCGAAUCGCUUUUCUGCAGCCGCAGUCGAGUCGAAUCGAUCGAUUGCAAGGAGUUCGAUUCGUAGGACUUCGAACUCGGUUGGAGUGAGUCUGGGGGCUCUGUUUUCGCCAAUGUGGGGUCGGAAGGGAGUUCUGUCUCCUUCCCCUCCCGGCGAUUCCUGUGAAAUGCCCAGUGGGUGUGCAGGAGUUUUGAGCUGGUGAAUGUUCGGAGUUCAGAGCUUCCGACGUGCCCGAUGCGAUUUCGGUUUGGUCGAUGGACCUGGUCUCUGAAUGCCUAGAGUCGUGGUCUCAUGGGCUGUGAGGCGAAUACAGAGCGUUUCGAGUGUUGAAUGUUUUCAUUUCUUCC
Messenger RNA from Marchantia polymorpha subsp. ruderalis, 3268 nucleotides. The record is from the annotation of a GenBank genome assembly. NCBI's taxonomy places the organism in Eukaryota, Viridiplantae, Streptophyta, Marchantiopsida, Marchantiales, Marchantiaceae.